Molecule: messenger RNA, 927 nt
Organism: Harpia harpyja (harpy eagle)
Lineage: Eukaryota; Metazoa; Chordata; Aves; Accipitriformes; Accipitridae
Gene: IAH1
Product: isoamyl acetate hydrolyzing esterase 1 (putative)
Exons: 6
Coding region: 21-752 (243 amino acids)
Molecular function (GO): hydrolase activity, acting on ester bonds
Source: RefSeq, a predicted model, not a curated record
GCGGACGUCCGGCGGCGGCCAUGGCGCUGGCGGAGGCGGGCGCCCGCGGGCGGCUGCUGCUCUGGCCCCGCGUCGUCCUCUUCGGAGACUCCAUCACUGAGUUCUCCUUCCAGGAAAACGGCUGGGGGUCAUCCCUUGCUGAGAGACUGGUCAGAAAAUGUGAUGUUGUGAACCGUGGGGUCUCGGGGUACAACACCAGAUGGGCUAAAUUGAUCCUUCCAAGACUGAUCACUAGAAGUACUAGUGCUGAGAGUACUGUUGCGGUUACUAUUUUCUUUGGAGCUAAUGACAGUGCUUUGAAAGAUCUGAACCCUAAGCAACACGUUCCUUUGGAGGAAUAUUCUGCGAAUUUGAAGAGCAUGAUACAGUAUCUGAAGUCAGUAGACAUUACUGAAGACAGGAUUAUUUUGAUAACGCCACCACCUCUUCAGGAAUCGGCUUGGGAAAAGGAGUGUCUUGCCAAAGGUGACAAAUUAAAUCGCCGUAAUGCCACCACUGGGGAAUAUGCCCAGGCCUGUGUUCAGGUAGCAAGGGACUGUGGAACGGAUGUACUUGACCUCUGGACACUCAUGCAAAAAGAUGAGGAUUUCUCUUCCUAUUUGUCUGAUGGUCUUCAUUUAUCGACAAAAGGCAACAGCUUUCUAGCAGCACAACUUUGGUCACACCUGGAAAAAAAACUGUCUGCUCUUCCUUCACUGCUUCCUUAUUGGCGUGACGUGGACCACACAAACCCCGAGGCCAGUCUUCUGUGAGAUCCCCUGCAGUAAGGACAAAAGCCUGACAAAGCUAUUCUGUUUACAAACAGCCAGUAUCCAGCAACGCAGUACUUGCGGAACAGGGUAGUGGGGAGUCCCCUGUCAGUACUCUUCUGUGUCCCCUUCUCUUGGUCUGUGGGAGAAUAAAGGUGAGACCACUCAGGGUCCCUAA